AAUGCAUUUUGGAAACUGAUAAGCCAUUCCUAUAAAACAUGAAAUCAUAAACUUCAACUCGCUAGCCAUUCCUCUAAGGACAUACAAACACAAUUCCAAAGUUAAUAUAACUCAAUCUCACAAUCAAACUAUUAGACAUUCAAAAAUAGCACCUAACAAUCACAAUCAACUAGCAUAUGUGUUUUUCUCUACACGCAUGGUCCAAACACGGCAAAGAAACAGAGCCAAAUCAACUGAUCACAUUAACAACAUGUAAAAUCUAUCUAUUUACAUGUCAAACUAAUUAGCCUUUUCAAGUCUAUUAGGAAUUGAGAACUAUAAACGUGAAUCGAAUCGAAUUGUGUUUUAAAACGUGAAUCGAACUCAACAACAAACUACAAUCAACUCAAACACAAACUAAAAAUCAAAACCGUAAAUGUGAAUCGAAUUGUGUUUUCAAUCAAAGCAAUCUCUAUCUACUACAUGCAAAACCAUAAAACGAACAAAAUAAAGAAAAAUAAUAAAGGGGAUUUCCAAACCCUAACCUUCAAUUUUUGGGAACCGAGAUGAAGCAAGAGCAAAAGAAGAACAAUGUGAAUCUAAUCGUGACGACGAUUUCAAAGGAAAGACGAAGAGAUGUGACGAGGAAGGAAGGACGAAGAGAUGUGACGACGGCGGAGAUAACAGAGGUUAGACGAAGAGAUGUGACGAUGAAAGAAGGAGGACGACGGAGAGAUGGGACGACGAUUUCAACCUCUCCGACAGACUUAGACGGCCAGCUCAAGACGGUGGCGACGGCGAACGAAAUCGCAUCUUCUUCAAUUGAGAAAGAGUCAGAGACGAGGAAGGAAGGACGAUACAAUUGUGUUUUCUUAUAAAACUUUUAUUCCUUUUAUAAAAUUAAUUUUUUUUAUGGUAACUACAUGUUAAAGAAAAUGACAAAAUAGGGUAUUCACUAUUGUUUAUUCUAUAGGGACAAAGAUUUAUGAUUUAAUACUAAAGGGACAAAUCUAUAGUUGUUUUGUUCUAUAUUGCCAAUUUUCCCUUUGUUUUUCGAACGUCAUAAAUUCACUUAUGAUGUUGGAUUUGGUACUUCGGUUAAUUUCUUUUUUUUUUUGACUUAUUGACCGUUUCUAAUUUUUGACUUCUCAUUUUAGCUUUUUUUUUUAGUUAGCAAACCAUUCCCUUAAUUUAAUUUGAAUAACAUAAUAAAUUAAUAACUAUUUCAAAUGGCGCGAACCAUUUGAAAUAAUACUAGACAUUUUUAAACAUCUAUAAUAAUAAUUUAGAGUUUUCUCUCACCUCCUUGCGCCACGUCACCAUAGAGGGAGGGGCAAAUUGCACCACGUGUCAGCUCAUCAUUCUUCAACUCUUUUUUCCAUUUUUAACAAAACCUAUAUGGGCCAGCAUAUAUUGUUCACGUUUAUAACCGAAAAAUGUCCUCUGUUUGGGCCGUCCUGCAGUCAUAUUAUUCAGGCCCAGUGUAGAGUUUCAUCAUCGCAGUAAUAGAACUCUGCCGCAGCUCUGGUUUUCAUUUAUGUACUCUUUAAAUAUGUGCAUUAACGUGAUUUGACCACUUGCCCACCAUCUAGCAUUGAAUCGACCUCUUCAUCUUUCACGGUAACGGGCGGAAGCUCUCCUAUAUAUUUGCAAGAUCCCCAGUGAAGUAUUUGCUACAUUGUUUUCUUUUUUUUUUGUUUCAUCUCUUCUUGAGAUUAUUAGGCAUUGGAUACGAUGAUUUAGUCGACAAUGAUAGGAAUUUAGUAAAGAUUGUGCUUGAUCAUCGGGCCGUCGACGCUGUGCUCUAUGAUUGAGAACGUCGCUUUGAUAAAGGCAAGCUUCCUCAUCUUCUUCACGAUAAAGUCCUUCGUCUAUGGCUUCAGUCGGUUGGUUUGGAACUGUAGACCUUAAAGAGGGCUAGGGCCGCUGUUCCAUCAAAUGGGUUUAUUACAGAAUCGCAUGUUGAAAUGGAGUUACAGUGACGAAUAUGCUUAUUACUUAUCGAUAUGUCAUAUGGACGGCGUAGCGUUGACAACCAAGAGAUGCAGGGAAAACAUUUUGUAGGAAGUUAAACAGAGAAAGUCAACAACAGGUCCGAGCUUGGCAGAUGAGUUGGUAGCUUGAAGAAGACUUUUCUCUUGGAAUAUUUGCAGUUUAGGAGUUGUUUAUCAUAAGUAAAGGAGUUGUUAUCAUAAGUAAGAGUGCUGAAGGGCUUUGGGAAUUCCGACUGAGGGUCGUAAUCAUAAACAAAGCAAAACGUAGGUCUUGAGGUGUUCUUAGAUCGCAAUUGAGAGUUCAACAGAUAUUCAAGUGAUAUUUGAUUUGUAGAUUUUUUUUUAUUCAGAUUCGGUUAUCCAGUGUACGCUGGUUCUAUUUUGCAAGUCGUCUUCUUACAUUGAAUAAGAAAUUACCGAGAUCUGAAGGUAGGAUUGAGAGUUGUUAUUGAAAGUUUGUAGCUUAUGUCUUAUCAAACGGUUCUGCUACUAAUUUAGCAGUUAAAUUUUGGAUAUCUCGAGGACUGUGCAGCUGAUUGUAAAGCUCGAUCAGUAUGAGUCUAUGAGACAAUGCUAUGAACACUUUUUAAGGUCAUCUAUCCACUAUUAGUAGAUAAAAUGUUAGUCUACCGGUUCGAGAAAUACACCAAAAAUUGCUCAUCUGAUGCUUGAUGUGGAACAAAAUUGUUGUUGCUUUCUUUUGUGAUGAGACAUGUGUUUCCAACUUAUAAACUAUUUGUAUGGAGCUCCGACUUAUUAGUUACAUAUGUUUUUCCUUUAAAAUUAUAUAUUCUAAUCACGAGACAUUAAACUAAUCUUUAGUUUUCCCUAUUAUAUGUCACAACGAUGGAAAAAUCAGAACGUUGAACACAAAUAUGUGGUGCAUUUUCUUAUAUGCUUGAGCAACAAAAGAAGUUAGUUUAAAAUGAUGUGCUGAUCUUUUAAUUAAAGCAUCACAGAUAUUGAGCGUAUAUUUUUCUGUUAAUGAUUAUACUAAUUAUGUCUUUUUCCUCCGGCAUUUUUUUGUUUGUUUUAGAUUAUGAAUCGGUUUCCUUUCUGUUAAACAUCUUCUCGCCAUUUGAAUUACCAAUAUUAGAACACUCCUGUUUUAUAAAAUAAGUUUUGGAAAAAAAAUAUACAAAAUUUUAAAGUGAAUUCUAACCAAAAACUCGGUAUUUUUUAUUAGGCUAACAAAUCUAAAAAAUAAAAUAUACAAACCCGGCGCGUAGCGCCGGAAUAACACUAGUAAUAUAAUAAACUUUGUGUAUCUGUUUUUUCCCGCAUAUUACAACACUCUGACAUUUGAGAUCCCCCGCCCCCAUAUUUUUUAAGAUUAGAGGAACAUUUGUUACACCCCUCAAAUAGUGAUAUAUGGAGGUGAGGAGGUGAUUGUGGUUUUGGAGAGAGGUUGCUUGAUAACGUGUUUACCAAGUUUGUCUUGAAAAAUAAGAUUACUCGAUAUAUAAACCCUUUUUGUUAUGAGACUCUUGCUUUCUGGAUACUCAUUAUUGCUCGCUACCUAGGCCUUUUAGUUCUCACUAUUGUGUCCAUUUCUCAUAUGGUCAAUUCUAUACAUAUAUAUAAAUUAGUUUCUCACAAACACACUUUCUUGCCUCGUGGUAUUUGGCUUUGCAGUCUAUUCUCACAAGACGUAUCCUACAUUUAAUACAUGAAACUCCUAAGCAUAUCUUUACAUCAACAGUCUUAUGAUGAGCCAGUAAAACAUGUAUGAACCCACAUAAUACUCACACACAUUGUAUUUGGAAUAACUCACAACUUAACUGUUAAUUAAGUCUGAUCUCUCAAAAAAUCCACUAAUAAAUCCGUAGAAAGUAAAUUGUCUAAGUGUUUUGUCGAUUUCGAAAAAUAGGGAUUUCAUAUUAAUGUUUUACUACUUUUUUUUUUCAUACCGGGUAUUAUUCAACGUUUUUAUCUAUUUAAAGAUGACAAAUCUUGUGAAGAUUUUCCUAUUGAAAAUAUUAUAUUCCUCGCCAAUGAGACUGCGCGUGAGCUUUCACGCUCGCAGAUAUUCUCCUUCGUAAUAAACGCCUACAAGUUACGAUUGCUUUGACUUUAACUGCCAUUAUACUCUCAAUGCCUCAUAGAUAUUUUUCUGUUUAUAUGACAACUCAUUUGAUAACACUAUGAUUCUCUAAUUUUCAUAUACAUCCAAGAAUUAAGAGUAAGAGAGCCUUGGUUUUUGACUAAUCUUAGCUUAAGGUUUAUUGUGUGAAGAGAUCUUCAGAUUUUAUUGAUACACAACCUCUGACACGUUUUGCUCAUAAUCUCAGUCUUUUAAAAACAAAAUGUAUCUCUUCUUCAGUUUCCACUCCCCAAGAAUUUAUAUAAGAACCCCCUUCACAACACCAAAGAUCACAACAACAAAACCUAGUAGAGCUCUUGAGGGAAAUGGAUAAGUUGAGUGUUAUCGUUAAGGGAGACCAUCAAGUGAAUGAAGAGAAGCCUCCACCACGACUGUGUCCAAGGUGUAGCUCAGACAACACCAAGUUCUGUUACUACAACAACUACAGUGUGUCUCAACCUCGCUACAACUGCAGGAACUGUCGCCGAUUCUGGACCCAUGGUGGAGCUUUAAGGGACAUACCAAUUGGUGGAAGGGCCCGUAAAAUCAAGCGUACAAGUAUAGAUCAGCCAUCUGUUUCUCAGGUACUUUCUGUUGUCCAACAGGUUAAUCAUCACCAACCUUUCUUACAUGCUCAAGAAACCAACGAGUUUCUUGGAACUUUUGGUGGUGCUGUUGGGAACCAUUUCAGUUCUUCGCCUGAAAUUCAUGGUGAAAUGGUGCUUCCAAUUCAAAGUAUUCCACCAAUGGAUCGCUUUGAUCUCUUUGAUGUUACGUUUAACCAAGGUUAUUACGGUGUUGGAUUCAAUGAUUUGGUUGGUAAUCCUUUGAUGAACCAAUCAAUCGGUGGACAUGUUGAUAACUAUAACAGUUAUCGCAUGAAUCAAGAGGAUCCAAACAAUCGAAACCAAAGCUUCAACAACAGCAUCAACAUGAAUCAUAAUACCAGCACUAGUGGAAGCAGAGGAUAUCCAGGCACUGAUCACAUGACCGACAACAACAAAGACAGGAACAAGUGUGUGUUUAGUUCCUCCUAUCACUUGGAGAAGUAUGGUCCUUGAUUCAUAACCGUUUUACCCGUUAUCUCUUUUUAUUAAGCUAAUAAUGGUUCAGUUUUUCUUUUAUGUUUUCUGUUGGGUCUUCUUGUUUUAUCAGUUCUGUUGGGUCUUUUAUUUCAAUCUUAUAUAGUCUAAAAGUUUGCAUC
Brassica napus (rape) is the source of this 5260-nucleotide messenger RNA. RefSeq names its product dof zinc finger protein DOF4.4-like. The transcript is spliced from 4 exons. Gene Ontology annotation, biological process: regulation of DNA-templated transcription. The record is from RefSeq and is a predicted model, not a curated record. Gene Ontology annotation, molecular function: DNA-binding transcription factor activity; DNA binding. The coding region runs from base 4383 to 5117 and encodes 244 amino acids. NCBI's taxonomy places the organism in Eukaryota, Viridiplantae, Streptophyta, Magnoliopsida, Brassicales, Brassicaceae.